Molecule: messenger RNA, 1403 nt
Organism: Thunnus maccoyii (southern bluefin tuna)
Lineage: Eukaryota; Metazoa; Chordata; Actinopteri; Scombriformes; Scombridae
Product: heme oxygenase-like
Exons: 7
Coding region: 108-1085 (325 amino acids)
Biological process (GO): heme oxidation; response to oxidative stress; heme catabolic process
Molecular function (GO): heme binding; heme oxygenase (decyclizing) activity
Source: RefSeq, a predicted model, not a curated record
CUUUCCGCUGAGUCACGGUAGACGCCAAUUUAAUAGAUGACCAAUUAUCAUGUCUGGCUGCUGCUGGCUGAACAGAGGCAUGUCAGGUCUGCAGGGCAACAUCAUGGAUGUCCGCCAGGAGGGAGGAGACAGAGGAGCAUAUAAAAGAGAGAGAGAAUUGUAGGCACACAAAGCACUGUACUGGAUAUCCAGAGAGAAAACUGAGAAUCACUGGGAACACAGACCAAACUACCAGUCUUAAACUUCAUCCUAACUGGUCUACAAUGGAGACAAGCAAGAAGACUCAGACAGCAGCUGAACAGUUGACUGACAAGGAUUUGUCAGAGCAAAUCAAAAAGGUGACUAAAGACAGUCAUGUCAGGGCAGAAAACACUGAAUUGAUGCUGAGCUUCCAGAGGGGACAAGUCAGCCUGCCACAAUACAAGCUCCUCCUGAGCUCACUGUACAAGAUCUACGAGGCCUUGGAAGAGGAGAUGGACAGGAACUCCAACCAUCCUGGUGUCGCACCCAUUUACUUCCCAGCUGAACUGGCCAGGCUGGAAUCCAUUGAGAAAGACCUGGAGUACUUCUACGGCAAGGACUGGAGAGAUAAGAUCGCUGUCCCUACAGCCACCAAAAGAUACUGCCACAGACUCCGACAGAUUGGCAAAGAAAGUCCUGAACUUCUGAUCGCUCAUGCUUACACCCGGUACCUGGGUGACCUGUCUGGAGGGCAGGUCCUGGGUCGCAUUGCCCAGAAGUCCAUGGGCCUGAAGAGCAAUGAGGGCCUGUCAUUUUUCGCCUUCCCCGGUGUCUCCAGCCCCAACCUGUUUAAACAGCUCUAUCGCAGCCGGAUGAACGGUGUGGAGCUGACGGAGGAGCAGAGGAACGCCAUGCUGGAGGAGGCUGUCAGAGCCUUUGAGUUAAACAUCCAGGUCUUUGAUGAUUUACAGAAGAUGCUGAAUGUCACUGAAAAUCAUCUGCAGAAUUCUUCAUCACUCUCCAAAUCAGCAACACUCCAGAGCAACUCGUCUACAAUGCUCAGGAUGGUCCUGGGACUCUUUGUGGCCCUGGCUACUGUCAGUAUGGGAAUCUAUAUUUUUUAGGGAGAACACACAUCAGAAGUACUAUGUGUCGGUCUGCUGUCGUAAAGAUUUUAAGAUCUCUAAUGUUGUGAUGUGAGACUACUAAAUACCUGUACUUAGUUCUAAUUCUGUAAGAUUUUAACUGUCUAAAAAUGACAAAAUGCUGUGUUAAUGUUUUGCAAUUUAACUGAGAACCACAUUUAUAAUGUGCCUUCAAGUCAGAACUACUUAAAUUCAAAUGUUCUCUGUAACACUGUUAUACAGUGUGCCAUAAAAUGUGCAAUAUUAGUUCUAAUACUGUAAAUAUGUAAAUCUUGAAUAAAAUAUUUUGUUUAAAGA